Messenger RNA from Funneliformis mosseae, 321 nucleotides. The record is from the annotation of a GenBank genome assembly. NCBI's taxonomy places the organism in Eukaryota, Fungi, Glomeromycota, Glomeromycetes, Glomerales, Glomeraceae.
AUGAGUAGUGAAGAGAGAUUAUCAGCUUUUAUACAUGAGGUGUCAACUGAAGUGAUGGAAAUUGAUAGCAAUUUAUCAGAAGUAAUCCCUCAGGAUCAGCCUUCAUUAAAUACAGAGGUUCAGGAAUAUUUACCAGUUGGUACUUCUCUAGCCGUAACAAAGGAUAAAAUUAAAAAGACUAGAAAAAUGGUUAAAAUUUUUAGUGAUGAUCCAUCUAGAAUUCAAUUUGUUUGUUUAUUUUUUGUAGACCAGCUCUCGACUUUUAAUGAAGAUAAUAUCAACUUCAUAAAAUCAAAAUUACCAAAGCCUGAAAUGUCAUGA